CUUGCACUGUAACUACCGGUAGAAUACCGUAUACAUAUCUGUGGCCAUUGUACUGGUUAGACGGGCCGUGGAAGCUCGUAGGUGCAGCUGGGCAUCCCAAUGGCCGCCGUAAAAGAGUCCCAGAGGGAACCCUCGCUCCCGAAAUUGCUGUCUCUCGAUUCCACAUACGACACCUUCGAAGACCGAUUGAACGCGGCCUCAGUCAUCGCCGGGGUUGCCAGCAAAGGCCCAAACUCGAAGUCAACUUCCCAUGCAAUCCAAGUCGCAAGAGCCGAGUGGGUGCUGCGAUGGCUCCUAGAACGAUUAGGCUCCGAUGGUUCCCAAAGCGCCGAGGCGCGCGCAAAACCGGAGUCGUUCAAUCUGGUAGCGCAGCUCAUACACGGACUGCCGAUCGCCGUGUCCGCCCGGGUGCUGAAAUCCAGAAAGAUCCUCUUCAUUGUCGAGAAAACUUUGGAAGAGGCGAAUGCUGCCGGCGGCCGGGUCGUUCAAUACUCAAAUACGUCAGGUGGCGCUGAGACUGUCUCUGAUACGACCGAGUCAAAGCACUCCAAGGGUGUGGCUGUUGGGAAGAAGCGCAAGAAUGCGGAAUCGCCAGGCCGUCCUUCAAAGCGGGCGCGCAAUACCGGUCUCCCUGAUCCCUCCCAACUUCACCAAGCGUUGACGUCCCUGCUUCAAACCAUCAUCGGCGCUGCAGAAGCGGAAAGAGCCAACAUUCCCGUAUCAGCGGAGUACCUUAGCUCCGUCUUCCAGACCGACGUCGUUCACGCCGCGCAGUUGCUCGGCUUGUGGCUCUCGCUUACGGCGCAGAUCCUACGAGCAUCGGACGUGAAGGUCUCGCUGGGCCCUGUUUUGCGGAUCUGGAAAUCUAGAGUCAUCGCUAGUGGCAAAGGAGACCAAACGGAGUUGGAAUUUUCGUCCCGCUGCCUCGUCCCUGCUUCCGCUUUGCUGUCCUGUGCGAAGGCCAUGCAGGCCGUCCGCAGUGACUCUCCUUCUCGAACAAACCUCUCCAAUAUCGAGCAUCAAAUGGAAGGACUGCUCAUAAAACACGUCGUCUUCCCGACGUUUCGAGCUUUCGAGGCUGACCCGGGCCGUGUUGACGGCAAAAGCGCAGAACGACGCGAAGCCCCUUAUCUUCGCUCCCUGCUUGGACCGCUCAAAGACUAUCUUGGAUCAGUGUCCUCAAAUAGAGAAAGUUUGGGAAGCGAUGGCCAAGCGUACGAGCUGGCGACCUCCAUUUUUUACAUUGCCAUCCGAGCCACACCCUUGAUCACUCCUCAGCAAAGGCUAAAGCAUGCUCCAUGGCUUCGGGCCGUGUUCUCUGAGCUAGCUGAUUGCUGUGGUGCCAAUCUAUACCAGUCUCCAUCUCCAAAAUCGACGACAGUAUCCGCUGAGGCGUUAGAGCAGCUCCUGAGGGCCGCGAAACAGGAAUCCCUGACUCUGCUCCCCGAAGAUCUGAUGAGCGCUGCCGCAUCCUUUUCGAAUUUGCUUGACGACUCCAAGGAAGUACGCUGGAGUCUUGUGGCGGCGGUUCUCCAAAUCAAUCCUGCUUUCCUGUUUCACGCAGCCAACAUUCCCAGUCUCGCUGACGGGUUGCCCCAAACGUUGCGAAUGUCAAUAUUCAAGAGGCUUGCCUCUCUUGAAUUAGAUGACGAGUCUAUCAAUAGUAGGAUUGAUAUUCCGUCACCGGGCUCCGCUUCAGUCAAUUUUGUCGACGAAAUUGUCAUUCCUCUGGUUUCUGCAUACGUGUCUGCUAGACAACCUGCCGAAUUCAUCUCAGAGUGGUUCCAGCAACUACACGAAAGUUGGCCAUCGAAGAGCGGCGGUAUUGACGGCCAGAACACGUGGCAAUUGAAGGCUAUGGGUAAUGCCGUUGGUCUCACUGUUGUCGGCUCGCUUACAAUGGGGGAAGUGGUGUCUCUCCUCGAAACCUAUGUCGCCACGCUGCGUCAGGACUUCAAGGACUGGCAAUCCGACGUCUCUCAAGGCGGUAGAGCUUUUGCUGGGCUGGUGGUUCUUCACGGCCUCCUUCGCGGAGUACAGUCGGACGAUGUUGCCGACGCCCUAAAAUCGCAAUUCGACGAGAUCCACCUGAUGCUCCUUCGAAUUAAAAGCGAUAUCUCCGAGCAAACCGUCGGUCUCCUGCGUCCGGCCUUUCGGUUGCUAAGUUGCGUUCAAGACAUUGCGGUUUCCUCCUUAGACGCGUCUGAAAGUCGUCAGAGACUCGAACCGUUCUGGAAUUCCAGCUUGCUGAAAUGCAUCCAGUCGGGGCUCAAGCCCACGAAUUUCGAAGCUCGGUAUCGUCUGGUGGAGUCGUGCCUUCCGGAAAUCGUUUGCCUGCUCGCACAAUUCUCCUCAGCAUCCGACGCGAUCCCUGAGUUUGAGGAUUGUUCCGUCAAGGCGAUCGAUAGCGCUGCUACUGCAAUCUGCAAAGUCUUUGACAAGCAUAGCCUGGACAAUACCACAGGCGAAGAUCGAAAAACGAAAGCGACUCAAGCUCCGCUCUCGACCCUGCUGCUCUAUCCCGAGGGAUUCUCGAUCAUCCCAUCAAACACAAGAACGACGCUAUUCAAAAAGUUGAUACACGCAGCCUCAGCUGCAGAAGUCCACCAAGACCAUGACGCUCCGCAUGGAAAUAUCGCCAGUUUCCAACCGACCCUUUCUUCCUUGGCGAAGUAUCUGUGUGAAGCCGGCCCGAGUACCGCCAGAGACGAGCUUCUAGGGGAGGUUCUAAGGGAUCUCGAACGGAAAACAAAACAUAAAGGAGGUCGCGGCCACAGUGUUUCCAAUGUUCCCAUAUCUACAUAUCUUCACCUGUUCCCGCGAACCAUUCCGCGCCGACACCGAGAAGCUGUGAUAGAUUGUCUCGUGAACAAGUUACAGGACAAGAAGAUGGACAAUCGAUCGAUCGGCAGGAUUCUUGGCGUCCUAGUUCGAUUGAUGGCCGUGCCAAACCCUACUUCGAAGCUGCUGACAGACCUACGCGCUUGGGAUUCGAUCAUGGCUGGAUUGAAAACGCGCGGGCUGUUAGAAGAUCCUCUUAUAUCAUCGCUCGUCAACGAGCUUUUUCAACUGGCCACGGCCCAAAGCUCGUACUUGAAAGAAAAGGUUCAGGACUCUUUCGUGGCCAGCCUGAGCAAGGCCUAUCACGCGCAUGGACAGCCGAAGCGCCAGUCUCAGAACAUCGACUCUUCGACUGUCACGUCCGCUGCAUAUCUUUGUGAGAUGCUUUCUCAGGGAGAUGUGCGAGCCCAGCACGACACCCUUCAAUCCGCUCGAAAGCAGCUCGCCGAACUGGAUGUGGCGACUCUGUCCGGCUUGGCUUCUCAGCUCUCCGCAAUUUCGAAAAAAGCACGAUUUGCUUCUGAAGCAAUACAGGUGCUAGACAUCGUUGCAGAGAGUAUCACGGAACGGAAGAGCGAGGAUGACGUCCUCAAAAGGCUGCUCCUCGAUGCCUGCAUCCAACUAGGCAACACUGACGAUGUCCGGAUGUUCGGUCGACUGUCAUCGUUCAUCGUUGUUUCGUUGAAGGAUAGGCCGGCCAUGAUGUCGCAAUGGAGCAGCGAAUGCCUAUUGUCUUCCCUUGCGAAUGUUGCCACCGGUCGAAGCACCUUUUCCCCCGAAGACAGCAGCACCAUCUUCCGUCGCCUAUGCGCGUUAGGAUUAGCCCUUGUCGCCUUCCACCGCCAGCGCCAGCGCGGCCGACUCCAUCUCCUCCUCCCCUUCCUCCAGUCACUCCUCUCCUGGCUCUUCAUCGUCGACCACCGCACCGGCCCCUUCCUCGACCGCCCCUCCUGGGUCCCAAACGGCCCCCUCCAUCUCACCCCCGCCGACGCCGCCGCCUAUUCCCGCCUCCUUACCACCUUCUGCUCCCCUACCGUCUCCUCUGUCCAACGCCACCACCGGAAGACCCGCGACGACCACGAGGCCCAUCUAGUCGACGAGACCAAACGCGCCAAAGACUACGCCGGGCAGUAUGUGCAUCACAUUGUCAUGCAGUUCUGCCGGGACGCGCUGGACGCGCGCCUCGGCCCGGCCGUGCGGGACGCGUUGAUCCCUGGGAUUUUCGCGGCGAUCGAUAUCGUCCCCGCCAGCACACUGAAAGCCAUGAACGAUGAGAUGGAUUCGACGGGGCGGGCGAUCUGGCACAGCUUGUAUGAUGAGUGGAGACGGGUGAGUGGGGGACGGGGGAAGUUGGAUAGGAAUGAUUGAUAGCAUCGCCGGCUCAUUAGCGGUUUGGCUACCAUGAUAUUCCACGUUUUGGAGUGGAGCUCGCGCGCAGUCAAUCUUGUGUCUCCAUGUCCUGAAUAACAUGUAGCACUAAGUAGCGCUC
Molecule: messenger RNA, 4330 nt
Organism: Eremomyces bilateralis CBS 781.70
Lineage: Eukaryota; Fungi; Ascomycota; Dothideomycetes; Eremomycetales; Eremomycetaceae
Exons: 2
Coding region: 100-4209 (1369 amino acids)
Biological process (GO): ribosome biogenesis
Cellular component (GO): nucleolus
Source: RefSeq, a predicted model, not a curated record